AUGACAAUAGAUAAUCCAACUAUAACAACAACUAACAAUGGAACCAUUCAACUAACAAGUGAUAACUAUAUUAAUAAUAUAACAUUAAAAACUAAUGUAAAACCAUCAAGUCAAACUAAAACAGUAACAAUUACUGAAAAUACAACAACAACCAUUACACCAGAUAAUAAUAUACCUUACUUAGAUUCAGUAAUAGUAACUACAAAUGUACAACCAAUAGGAGCUUUAGUAACUAGAACAUUCACAGAAAGUGGAUUCUAUGAAAUAAAAAGACCACAAGACUAUUACAUGAGUCAAGUAAACGUAACAAUAAAUAUACCUCAAAUAAAUGGAAUAAAUUACUCAUUAGAUGACUCAUCAACUUACGAUCUAACACCACAAGGAAUGACAAUAAACGAAAUACAAAAUACAACACAAGAUACAACCAUAUUCCCAACAGAUUUAACAUACACAAACAAUGUAGCACUACUAAAACCACUAGGAACAUACACAAUAAGAAUUGACACAACGGGAGCAGGAGAUAUAACAAUAAUAAAACAUAAAGAUGGAGGAUUACAAAUAGAAGAAGGAGCUGAUGGAAAAACUUACGGUUUUUAUCCAGAAAAAAGCUACUUUUAUUUAAUUAAAAAUGCAGAUACUAUAAGACUCAUGGAUCAAAACAAUACUCAUAUGUUCUCAACUACAAUGAAAGCAUAUUCAGAUACAAUGGACAGUCUCUUCAUAACAGACUCUUUAUUAUUAACAACAUUUAAAACAACCUUUUUCCCAACUUACUAA
Molecule: messenger RNA, 777 nt
Organism: Entamoeba dispar SAW760
Lineage: Eukaryota; Evosea; Mastigamoebida; Endamoebidae
Exons: 1
Coding region: 1-777 (258 amino acids)
Source: RefSeq, a predicted model, not a curated record